CAGGUAACACCCGACUACAAAGCUCUGCAAAACUUCAAACCUGCAGCAACAACACGCCUCUGAGCAUAGAACUCUGAAAUCACUGCUUCUUGCCUUUUUUAAAUCUGCGUAUCAGGAGGAAACACUUCUCUUUAAGGCGUUUCCCAGGACAGUCUUCUUCUCCAAACGUAGAGAUUUGGCCGACGCACCCGAGGGGAAAGGUGUGCAAUAUUUUCAUGUGCAAGAAACAGACACUUUGGAUUUCACCUGUGUAGAAUAAGAAGAAACAGGAAAGAUGAUGGAGUUGAGGAUCCAGCUGAUCCCGACGGGGGAAAUCAUCCUCUCUCCGGGAAAGAACGGAGAGAACUACUGCCACGGCUGCAAGGUGGUGGCCAGUGACGGGGUUCGGGCUAUGAUGGAGUCCGCCCUGACAGCCAGAGACCGGGUGGGGGUGUCGGACUUUGUCCUGCUGGAGAACUUCACGAGCGAGGCCUCCUUCAUCGAGAACCUGCGCAAACGCUUCAAAGAGAACCUCAUCUAUACGUACAUCGGGUCGGUGCUUGUGUCCGUUAAUCCAUACAAAGACCUGGAGAUCUACACCAAGAACCACAUGGAGCGAUACCGCGGAGUCAACUUCUACGAGGUUUCCCCUCACAUCUAUGCGGUGGGGGACAACGCGUACCGCUCCAUGCGGACGGAGAGGAAGGACCAGUGCAUCCUGAUCUCCGGAGAGAGCGGCGCCGGGAAGACGGAGGCGUCCAAAAAGAUCCUGCAGUAUUACGCCGUCACCUGUCCGGCCAGCGAUCAGGUGCAGACUGUCAAGGACCGGCUGCUGCAGUCCAACCCCGUGCUGGAGGCGUUCGGUAACGCCAAGACGCUGAGGAACGACAACUCGAGCCGAUUUGGAAAGUAUAUGGACAUCCAGUUCGACUUCAAGGGCGCCCCGGUGGGAGGACACAUCAUCAACUACCUGCUGGAGAAGUCCCGGGUGGUCCACCAGAACCACGGAGAGAGGAACUUCCACAUCUUCUACCAGCUGAUCGAGGGGGGGGAGGAGGACCUGCUGCGGCGCCUCGGCCUGGAGAGGAACGCGCAGCAGUACCAGUACCUGGUUAAAGGCAACUGUCCCAAAGUGAGCUCCAUAAACGACCGCAGUGAGUGGAAGCUGGUGAGGAAAGCUCUGACGGUGAUCGGCUUCAACAAGGACGAUGUGGAGGAGCUGCUGAACAUCAUAGCCAGCGUGCUGCACCUGGGGAACGUGCAGUACGGGGAGGCCGAGGACGGGAACUCCUGCAUCACCUCGGACACACAGAUCAAGUACCUGGCCAGGUUGUUAGGAGUGAACGGGGCGGUGCUGACGGAGGCGCUCACACACAAGAAGAUCAUCGCCAAGGGAGAGGAGCUGAUGAGCCCUCUGAACCUGGAGCAGGCCUCCUCGGCUCGGGAUGCUUUGUCCAAGGCGGUGUACGGACGCACCUUCACCUGGCUGGUUAACAAGAUCAACGCUUCACUCACAUACACGGACGACUCCUCGAAGCAUUUCUCCGUCAUCGGCCUCCUGGACAUCUACGGCUUCGAGGUCUUCCAGCACAACAGCUUCGAGCAGUUCUGCAUAAACUACUGCAACGAGAAGCUGCAGCAACUCUUCAUCGAGCUCACCCUGAAGUCCGAGCAGGAGGAGUACGAGGCCGAGGGCAUCACGUGGGAGCCGGUGCAUUACUUCAACAACAAGAUCAUUUGUGACCUGGUGGAGGAGAAGUUCAAAGGCAUCAUCUCCAUCCUGGAUGAGGAGUGUCUGAGGCCCGGAGACGCCAGCGACCUCACCUUCCUGGAGAAGCUGGAGGACACCGUGGGAGGACAUGCACACUUCGUCACGCACAAGCUGGCAGAUGCUAAGACCCGGAAGGUGAUGGCCCGGGAUGAGUUCAGACUGCUGCAUUACGCCGGAGAGGUCAACUACAACGUCAACGGAUUUUUGGACAAGAACAACGACCUGCUCUUCAGGAAUUUGAAAGAGGUCAUGUGCAUGUCGGAGAACAAGAUCCUGACCCAGUGCUUCGACCGAGAGGAGCUAGGCGACAAGAAACGUCCAGAGACGGCGGCCACCCAGUUCAAAGCAAGCCUGGCGAAGCUCAUGGAGAUCCUGAUGUCCAAGGAGCCGUCGUACGUCCGCUGCAUCAAGCCCAACGACUCCAAGCAAGCAGUGCGGUUCGAUGAUGUUCUGAUCCGGCACCAGGUGAAGUACCUGGGUCUGAUGGAGAACCUGAGGGUGAGGAGAGCCGGCUUCGCCUACAGGCGGCGCUACGAGGUCUUCCUGCAGAGGUAUAAGUCCCUGUGUCCGGACACCUGGCCGAACUGGCAGGGGAAGCUUCCUGAAGGCGUGGCGACGCUGGUGAAACAUAUGGGAUACAAACCUGAGGAGUACAAACUGGGGAGAUCCAAAAUCUUCAUCCGCUUCCCGAAGACGCUGUUUGCCACGGAGGACGCUCUGGAGACCAGGAAGCACGGUCUGGCCACCAAGCUGCAGGCCGGGUGGAAAGGCUACAGCCAGAAGUCCAAAUUCCAGAAACUCAGAACCUCAGCUGUUGCGGUGCAGGCGUGGUGGAGGGGGAUCCUGGCCCGGAGGAGAGCGCAGCGCCGGAGGCAGGCGGCCGACACCAUCCGCCGGUUCAUCAGAGGCUUCAUCCACCGGCACCGGGAGCGCUGCCCGGAGAACGAGUUCUUCCUGGACUACGUCCGGUUCUCCUUCCUCAUGAAGCUGCGCCGGGACCUGCCCAAGAACGUGCUGGACAAGAGCUGGCCGACCCCCCCUGCUGCCCUGACCGACGCCUCGGAGCACCUGCGUAAGCUGUGCAUGCAGAACAUGGUGUGGAGCUACUGCAAGAAGAUCAGUCCAGAGUGGAAGCACCAGAUGGAGCAGAAGAUGAUCGCCAGCGAACUCUUCAAGGACAAGAAGGACAACUAUCCUCAGAGCGUUCCCAAGCUCUUCGUCAGCACCAGACUCAACGGAGAGGACAUCAACCCCAAAGUGGUGCAGGCUCUGGGUAGUGACAAGAUGAAGUACGCGGUGCCCGUCACUAAGUACGACAGGAGGGGCUACAAGCCUCGCCCCCGGCAGCUGCUGCUCACCUCCAACAGCGCCGUCAUCGUGGAGGACGGGAAACUCAAACAGCGCAUCGAGUACGCAGCCCUGAAAGGUGUCUCCGUCAGCUCCCUCAGCGACGGCCUGUUCGUUCUGCACGUGCCCAGUGAAGACAACAAGCAGAAGGGAGACGUGGUGCUGCAGAGCGAUCAUGUGAUCGAGACUUUGACCAAGAUCGCGAUCGUUUCGGAUAAAAUAAACAACAUCAACAUCAACCAGGGCAGUAUAAAGUACAGCGUGGCUCAGGGGAAGGAGGGGGUCAUCGACUUCACGCCCGGAUCAGAACUCCUGGUGGCCAAGGCCAAGAACGGACACCUGUCUGUGACGGCUCCAAGACUGAACUCCAGAUGAUGACACACACACACACACACACACACACACACACACACACACACACACACACACACACACACACACACACACACACACACACACACACACACACACACACACCUUAUCCAAUCCUCCAAUCAGACGCCAGCUGUCACUACAGGUGGAAUGUGCUUCCAAUAACAGAAAAGACAAAACAGUGAAUAAAGAUCCAGCGAAAACUAAUUGAUAUAUUUAUGUUUAUAUAUUAUAUUUUUGGGGAGUUAAUACUGUUUGAAUAUUCUGAUUUUAUAUACGAGGCCAAGAAAUAACAAAUAUAGCGGUGCGUUUUUCUCGCACCGUGUAUUUUCAAUGUGCUUUAUUUUGGGAACUUGACCAAGAAACCAAUGAGGGAAAGAGUCGCAAUAAGAGGAGAAGUGGUGAUUUAAAAACCAGGUUUGUUUUUGCCUCUUGCUUCUCUUUCAAAUGAAACUUUAUUGACUUUUCUAACGGGGGGGUUGUUUUGGAAGGUGGGCGGAGUAGAGGGUCAGGGAUUGAAGGGAAAAUAUAUCAUUCGUUUCCUUGUGUUUGAAUAAGAGAGACACUUUCCUGUGGGAGUCACUACACGAAACGAAAGGGUGAGAGCAUGUGAGAGACGGCGAGAGGAAGGUGAACAGAGGGCUGACAGACGUGCCUUUCUCUCUUUUUUUAAAACUAAUUUAUUCAUAAGUGAGUUAAGAUAUUAACGGAUGAAACCAUGACACUCAGAGAGAAUGAGUCGAGUUAAGUUGAGACAAAAACCCUGAAUUAUUCACCCACACCUCCCCCAUUCCCUCCCUGUUUUGCCUCCCCCCCUCACCAGAGACUGAACUGCUCUGAUGUUUUUGUUUUAGAUUAAUGUUCAAUGUCUUAGUUUGUAUUUGAAACAGCAUUUAUACCAAAAAGUGACUAAAACUCACAAUUUAAAGCCAUAUUAUGUCGGAGAUAGACGUGAUAUAUUCAGAAAAGAACAGGUACGCCAUGAGACGGAUAUCUGUUAUAGCAUAUAGACUAAAUAAAGACUAGAACAUCUCCAUAUUUUAGAGGCUGAAAACAGCAUUUAGAGACAUUUUCUUGCAUGAAAAAUGCCUUAGAAUAAUUGAUUAGAGAAGUAGUCGCAGCACAUUUCCAAAAAGUGUAAACUGUUCCUUUAAUACCAGAAAUGAUAACCAUUCAAAGGAUUGUCAGGGUACACAAUCUUAAUUGUUAUGCAGCACAACAGAUACUCUUGUAUUCAAAUAUUUCUACGGAAACUAUUUCUACACUAGAGAUAAAACAUGACAGCAGUUCAGAUGAGGGUCUCCUGCAGAACAUUUCUCCGUCUAACGUUGACCAAAGACUGAUCCUGUUAAAGUUUGAAACUUUAGAGGAGCUCCAACAUUUUGCCAAGUUUUUUUCGUUGUUGUCGAUGACGUGACUUCCUCCGUGCAUGGCUCUGGGCGACUGCACUUAAAACAAACUAGCCAAAGGUUUUGAUUUCUAGUGAUCCUGUGUUGUAUGAUUUAUAUGAUGAUAUUAUUCUGUUGUUGAGGGGGGAGAUCUAUAUGUACAGUUUGUGUUAUAAAUGAGAGACAAAGCUUUGAUGCAGACGUGUUCCUGUGCCUUGUUUGAUAAAGAUCCUGCAGAUUUAUGCGGACUAAACAUUCUCCUGUGUAUUGGUUGACUGAUGCACUCCUGACUUACUGUAUGCACCAAACUCAUGUAUGAUUAUACAAACACACUAAAAGAUAAGAUACUAAAGAUUUGAAAAUAAAUUUGAAAAUAAAACAUGUUGUGAACUGUU
Messenger RNA from Eleginops maclovinus (Patagonian blennie), 5252 nucleotides. RefSeq names its product unconventional myosin-Ic-like. Lineage: Eukaryota; Metazoa; Chordata; Actinopteri; Perciformes; Eleginopidae. Gene Ontology annotation, biological process: actin filament organization; vesicle transport along actin filament. Gene Ontology annotation, molecular function: microfilament motor activity; ATP binding; actin filament binding. Bases 275 to 3472 code for a protein of 1065 amino acids. The record is from RefSeq and is a predicted model, not a curated record. The transcript has 32 exons. Gene Ontology annotation, cellular component: vesicle; myosin complex; cytoplasm.